Messenger RNA from Rhinichthys klamathensis goyatoka, 2334 nucleotides. RefSeq names its product cilia and flagella associated protein 52 (gene cfap52). Gene Ontology annotation, molecular function: protein binding. Gene Ontology annotation, biological process: cilium assembly. The record is from RefSeq and is a predicted model, not a curated record. Bases 79 to 1932 code for a protein of 617 amino acids. NCBI's taxonomy places the organism in Eukaryota, Metazoa, Chordata, Actinopteri, Cypriniformes, Leuciscidae. The transcript is spliced from 14 exons.
GUUGCCUAGAUACGUGUGUUUGGCUCCCGAAGCCAGCAGCCUUUUCAACACACAUCCGAAGCUGCAAGUUGUAUCACGAUGGCAGAAGACACGCAAGAAUUCCCUCAGCUCGCAUUAGAGGCUGUUAUUGGUUUUAAUGGGCAUGUGUUUUCUGGACUCAAAGUGCAUCCAGACAGAGAACAUAUAAUUUAUUCUCUUGGCUGCACUGUUAUUAUUAAGAGUCUGAGAGGUGGAAAACAGGAUUUCCUUCAUGGCCACACAAACAACGUCUCUUGCAUUUCUGUGUCUAAAAGUGGGCGCUAUAUUGCAUCUGGACAGGUCACUUUCAUGGGCUUUAAGGCUGAUGUUAUUAUCUGGGACUAUGAGAAGAAGGAGAUGUAUGCUCGUCUUGUGCUCCAUAAAGCUAAAGUUGAAGAUCUUAGCUUCUCCCCUAAUGACAAGUAUCUGGUAUCUCUAGGUGGACAGGAUGAUGCCAGUAUCGUGGUGUGGAACAUCGAGAGUAAGAAGGCUAUAUGUGGCAGUCCUGCUUCAGCACAGAGUGCUGGUCACUGCUUCGCCAUAGAGUUCACCAACCUGAACGAUGAAAUCUUUGUCUCUGCUGGAAGUGGAACUCUACGUGUGUGGGAGCUGGAUUUACCCAACAGAAAGAUCCGGCCCACAGAAUGUCAGACUGGACAGCUUAAGAGAAUUGUCAAAUGCCUUGAGAUCCCAAAUGAUGAUAAUUAUUUCUACUGUGGAACUACAAGUGGGGAUAUUCUGAAAGUGAACCUGAAGACUAGGUUGCUCAACAGCUGUGGACCUGUUAAAGAAAAGUUCAGCAAGGGAGUGAACACUCUUAAAGUCUUGAAGACCGGUGAUAUUUUAGUUGGAUCAGGAGAUGGGAUGUUGACUUUGUGCUCAGGAGGGAAUUUCAAAACCAUAAAGAGUGUUCAGUUGGAGGGUGGGGUGACAUCGGUGGCCCUGCGUGGAGACGGGCAUCAGUUCUUCGUCGGGACAGAGACAGCACAGAUCUACAGUUUAAGCUACGCUGACUUCAAACCAGAGCUCAUUGCUACAAAUCAUAACAGUUCUGUAAAGGAUGUGGCCUUUCCUUUUGGGACGUCAGAGCUCUUUGCAACCUGUUCACAGAAUGAUAUAAGAGUGUGGCAUGCUGAGUCCUCCAAGGAACUACUGCGUAUCAUAGUGCCCAACAUAACGUGCAACGCUCUGGGCUUUAUGCAAGAUGGCCGGAGCAUCUUCAGUGCUUGGAACGAUGGGAAGAUUCGUGUGUUCACUCCAGAGACCGGGAAGCUGAGGCUGAUAAUUCAUAAUGCCCACAGUAUGGGAGUAACUGCCAUAGCAUCAACCAAUGACUGCAAGUGGAUUGUCAGUGGAGGGGGAGAAGGACAGGUGCGAGUCUGGGAGAUAUCCCAGAAAUCCUAUCGACUCAUUGAGACCAUGAAGGAGCACAAAGCCACAGUUAACUGUAUUAAGAUCAAGAGUAAUGACAAGGAAUGUGUGACGGCCAGCUCUGAUGGAGCCUGCAUCAUCUGGGACCUGGUGAGGUUCGUCAGGAAUCAAAUGGUCUUGUCCAACACCCUGUUCAGUGUUGUAUGUUACCACCCUGAGGAAUACCAGAUCAUCACCAGUGGCACUGACAGAAAGAUUGGCUACUGGGAGGUGUAUGAUGGUUCUGCAAUCCGAGAACUUGAGGGCUCCUUGUCCGGAGCUAUAAAUGGCAUGCACAUUUCUGAGGAGGGAAAAUAUUUUGUGACUGGUGGAGAUGACAAACUACUGAAGCUCUGGCUCUAUUCUGAUGGCGAAGUGACCCACGUUGGCAUCGGGCACAGUGGAAGCAUCACAAAUGUGAGGAUCUGUCCCAACAGCAGAUAUAUCGUCAGCACCAGUGCCGAUGGAGCUAUCCUAAGGUGGAGAUACCCACAACUCUCAUAGAACCCUAAACAGUCAAUAAGAUCAUCUAAUGCUGUUCAGAUAUGGUGAUUAUUAGAGAAAUAUACAUUUGCCUUGCACAUAUUAUAAAGAUUUAAAACCCAACAGAAUAGAUAUUAAAUUUGCUGUGAUGUUUUUUAAGAGCAAAUGCAGGCCCUUUGGAUUUCAGUUACUAUAUUUAAACAUAUUACAAAUUAAUUUGUCACCAUAAUCUGCAAGAAAACAUUAUUGUAUAAUAAAGUAUUUUAAUGUCGUAGAACCGAAAAGACAAAUGGUACCUUCCACUCCUUUUUCUUGCAAAUAAUUGUAGAACAAAUUAGGUUAUGAAUUCGAAUGAGAUUUAAAGGUACCAUUAAACAGUCCAACUCCAGUCAUUUCAUUGAAAUAAAGCAGCUUAGAGCCCCA